Copidosoma floridanum is the source of this 515-nucleotide messenger RNA. Its product is annotated as protein transport protein Sec61 subunit gamma. The record is from RefSeq and is a predicted model, not a curated record. Lineage: Eukaryota; Metazoa; Arthropoda; Insecta; Hymenoptera; Encyrtidae. Gene Ontology annotation, molecular function: transmembrane protein transporter activity. Gene Ontology annotation, biological process: intracellular protein transport; protein targeting. Gene Ontology annotation, cellular component: membrane.
UCCUACUCCUUCGCUGCCUCUAGUCCACGACAAGCAGUCAGCAAAUAACUGUGCAUCAUCUACAGAGUACGUCGACCCGACCCUCGAACGAAUAAAGACAAAAAUGGAUCAGAUCAAGAAGUUCGUAGCACCUGGCAAGCAGUUCGCCAAGGACAGCAUCCGUCUUGUCAAAAGAUGUUCCAAGCCUGAUCGCAAAGAAUUUCAAAAGAUUGCCAUUGCAACUGCUAUUGGCUUCUGCAUAAUGGGAUUCAUAGGAUUCUUUGUGAAACUCAUCCAUAUCCCUAUCAAUAACAUCAUUGUAGGAUCGUAGAAAAAAACAAAGUUUAUUUAUUAUUGUUGAAGAUACGUAAAUUAAUUUUUCAUCAUUCCUGACUGUAAUAAGUUUCUUUCAUGUCCCUAGCGUUUGAGUAUGAUUUAGGAUAGUCAUAAGGAUAAGCAGUGAAAUUAUAUAUUAUUUUACAACAUAUUAUAGAAAUGAAAUUAUUAAAAACUGCAUAAUAAAAUACUGUUUGUAA